Messenger RNA from Aspergillus alliaceus, 375 nucleotides. RefSeq lists its product as uncharacterized. NCBI's taxonomy places the organism in Eukaryota, Fungi, Ascomycota, Eurotiomycetes, Eurotiales, Aspergillaceae. The transcript is spliced from 2 exons. The record is from RefSeq and is a predicted model, not a curated record. Bases 1 to 375 code for a protein of 124 amino acids.
AUGUCGAACAAAUACGAGAGACAAGCAGAGGAUGACUAUGAGGCUCAAAACGACCCAUCGCCUGUGUCAGGCGAUUUCGGUGACAACUCGUAUGCUCAUGAGACUCGUUCUGAGCUAAAAAGCCAUAUUCCUGUCGUGAGAGAUGAGGCCAACUUGGCCGAUCCCAUGCAACCUCCAUUUUCGAACAGUGAUCAACAACUGGAAAGAGAUGAGCGCGAAGCUAUAGAUCGUUCUAACAUCCUAGGUGGUGAACGUCUGCGUCAUGCAAAGCCCAACACGCAGAACAAGUACGAUGAAGGGCCUGGUGAGGAUGAUCUACCCGAGGAUGCUCUUUACGGAUACUCAGGAAGGUCAACCACGGGCAGGACGCUGUGA